Messenger RNA from Leptidea sinapis, 4590 nucleotides. RefSeq lists its product as uncharacterized. Gene Ontology annotation, cellular component: plasma membrane. Gene Ontology annotation, molecular function: protein binding. The record is from RefSeq and is a predicted model, not a curated record. The transcript is spliced from 13 exons. NCBI's taxonomy places the organism in Eukaryota, Metazoa, Arthropoda, Insecta, Lepidoptera, Pieridae. Bases 357 to 3659 code for a protein of 1100 amino acids.
ACGACAUAUCUACGGCGUAGUAACCCUUUGGACAAUAGAAUCAAAGAUCGUAGCAUUGUUGUUCUCAUUAUAUCUUACAUCGGAUAAGUCGUGUAACUUUUCGGAGUAGUAAUAUCAUAAUGUAUUGAUUAUACAUAAAACAAUUAAGUUCGGGCCGAUUAGUGAACAACCAACCGAGUAAGUUAAUAAGGUGAAUUAUUCUAAUAACUUAAAGUGACGAUAUAGUGAGUGUGAUAUGCCAUUACAACUGAACAGUUCAACGCAUACUGAAUUUGGAAUUGCUCACACUAUGCUCAGAAGAUUGCAUAAGUGAGCUAUGAAAGGACAUCUCAGCAGAUUUAAUUCAUCAUACUAAAAUGUAUCGACCAAAGAAUAUACAUGGUAUAUUGUGUAACAGAACUUUAGUGCUUGUAAUGUUAUUACUAAAACUGUGCAGUCCCCAAGACUUAAGAGACGAUAUUGACAGUGAAACUAAAAUGGAUGUUAAAUUGAAGUUUCCUAGCAAUGUAGGAAACAGUUGCAGACUAAGUGAAAUGCUGUGUGAUACGGGUCAGUGUAUAUCUUUAGAUAAAUAUUGCAACGGAGAAGACGAUUGCGGGGAUAAAAGCGAUGAACCAAAGUCUUGUACACCUUGCAACAGGACAUAUAUCGGAGAUGUGGGACGUACAUAUGAGCUCGAGGUGCGUCGCCCCCGAGAAGAUCAUUUGCCAUUCAUAUGCUACCUAAACUUUACGGCUAAUGGUGGCAAUUACGGAGAUAUUAUUCAGUUAACGUUUGACACUUUUACCGUGGGGAAAUUUGUGUCAUUCACAUCUGACGGGUGCCCCGACGGCCACAUGACUAUUGUUGAGAGAAGCCCCUCGCCACCGACCGGCCAAUGGUGUGGCUCCGCGUGGGGCUACACAGUCUACUUCAGCGAAUCUGAUUCAAUUAAUAUGACGCUGCGGUUAGAUAGGCUCAGCCAACAGGGUGUUGGAUACAAUUUCGACUUCAAGUUGGCUUACAAGUUUCUAAGACGGAGUGAGGCGAGGCUGCGGUACGGGAAUACGACUUUGGGGGCGUGGAGGGGGGAGAAGGUAGCUGGUACUUACUGCGACCGAAUACUGAGUGAGUGCGAUGUACGGGCUUGCCGCAUCCAGUCUCCCAACUUCCCUGGCGUAUACCCUCGCAAUGCGACGUGUACUUAUCGCAUCGAACAUACAAAGAUACCCGCGGACAAACACGUAUUGUUGGCUGUCAGACAAACCAACAGUCAUAAAAUACAUAUCAAAGAUCAAAUUGUGAAGUACGAUAGAAGCCAACGUGUUCUUAAGCUGUGGGAUCAAUGUAACGUAGUCCAAGACUAUCUAACAGUAUGGGAUGGAGCGACAAGAGAUUCUCCUGUACUGGUCAGAAUUUGUGGUGGAGAUGCUGUCCCAGAUAUUAUAAGCCGAGGUCCUCACAUGCUGUUGGAGUUCCACACUUCACCGUAUGAUAAUCCGUUUCAUCCAGUCCCCUUGAGUUACUUACCAGGAUUCGAGUUGGAAGUACAGGUAUUGUACGUGGAGAAAGAUUCACAUUCGUACGUGAGCUCGGAAGGGCGGUGCCGAUUCGUGCUUCGCUCGUCAGACAAAACAAGUGGCGUGUUGAGAAAUCCACGGCAUUCACUGCCACCGAACACGUCUUGUGUUUACUAUUUCCAAGGUAAAGCCAAUGAAAUAGUAUGGGUGUCGUUUGUGAAGUAUCACGCCGCAGGAACAGAGCCGGCAGGUUUUGAUCAGCAGAAGGACUGUUCUUCUCAACUUACCAUAUGGGAUGGUGCGGCACCCGAUGCUGACCUCGACAGGAAGUUGGAGAUGACUGACAAGAGGUCUCUAUUGGGAUCGUUUUGUCGAGAAGAAUCCCCUCGACUCUGUGACCACGCUUUGCUGUCCAAUGCAACCCGAGCCACCCGACCCUGUGCACCUUUAGAGAGUUACAUCACCACGGGGCCAUCACUCACCAUCCUUCAGGAACUUCGCCAAGGUUCAGCGCUGUAUCCCGUUUCAUUUGUGCUGCGAUACGAGUUCGUAGAUGUUAGUGAACAAGGCCAACCGUUAACUGACUCCAAGUCAGCCUGCGAUCGAAUUUUCAAAUCAGCACAGACAUAUUCCGGGCGAUUUCAAGCACCAAAAGCUAUAUUUUACUAUGGCCGAGGUGGCGCACAAAAUCUUACAUGUAUAUUAAGAUUUGAGGCAAAAUUGGGUGAACGAGUUCAGCUAACUUUUACAAACACGUACUUUGGGAAUAAAUAUUGUAGUAAUCAUAAAGAUUCGCGAAGUAGCCGUUGGGUUUGCGAUAGACCUAUUAAGAGAAGUAUAGGAGGCGAGGGAUUGGCUCAGAUAAUUAUCACGGAGUACCCCUGGGAAGGAGUUCCCAUAAAAAGAGAUUGCUUAUGUUCUAACCGUUCUGAUCCAUUAAACAUACACACAUUAACAGGACCUGUGGUUGAAGUUAAUUUCACUGUUACUAUGAUGAAUAUAACAGAAGAUUAUGAUGAUUUUGCAUUUGAGGGUGAAUAUAAAUUUAUACCGACUGGUCCCGGAGAUGAGACAGUUUGCUCGACAGGUUGGGGAGAAAGGCGCUUGAGAGGCAGUAGUGGAGAAAUAAGGCUAUACGACAAAAGAGACUUAGUUAUACCCGAAAUUGUUGGUGAUCGAAAUAUAAUUUCUGAAAGUGUCAAAGCUGAAGUUGCCUGCGUUCAUAGGCCAUGGCUAAUAGAACCCGGAGGAGAUGAAGUGACACCUGUGCAGGGUCGAUAUCUGUAUAUGAAAAUUCCUGGUUUUGAAAUUACAUCGACAUCUCCAUUCUGUACAACACAAAAUCGAUUAUUUAUUUACGAAGCGUACGACACCUCCAAGUCUCGAGAAAUUUGUCCGGAUGGUACUAACUUUAUUGAACUAUACUCCCCUGGGUGGGACUCAACACAAACUUCUUUAGAGUCAACAUUGACGCCGCACGCUAGGAGUUAUGUUAUUGAUUUUCUGCAGCACGAACAAGCGAAUUAUUUGAUAAAAUGGAUAGAAAUAAUAAAAAAAUCGUCUAUUGAACAUGAUCCGGACUCGGGAAUCUUGCCUUAUUCUGUUCUUCUUGACUGUCGAUACCAUUGUCCGGAACUGAAUGCAUGCAUUCCUCUCACAUUAUGGUGCGAUGGAAGCGCUCACUGUCCAUCAGGCUACGACGAAGACGAUGCUAAUUGUUCAUUCCGUAUAUCACUUCCUUCUUCUUACGUAGCUGCCGCUGCUGGAAUCGGACUACUCAUUUGCGCUAUCGCAAUAGGCCUUUGUGCAUGCAAAAAACGAAGAAAAAAAGAUAAAGAAUUCAAGGCAAGAUUAGAUGGCUCUUUGCCAGCAGAAGAGAGGCCGUACGAUAGAGCGAAGACGAAUGGCGUACCAGAAUCAGCGCCUCAAUACGCGACUGUACAAAAGUAUGCUACUAUUGAUAAAUAUAGUUUAAGUCAAAAGUAUAGCGCUGGUAUAAAUGACGCGAGGUAUUAUGAUGAAGUAGCGCAAAGAGACAAAUUAGCAGAUACUAGGUACGCUAGUUUAGGUCGCGGAAGAAGUACACGGACAGACAAUAGAGGUUCCAGAAAAGGGAUGCCUGAUUUGGGAUAUCCAGAUUUAAAAGAUGGUAUUUGUUGACAAUCUCCUGAUCUUCUAGAGACAACUGUGUAAGUGAAUGUACAGUCUGUUUAAUAUUGAAAAGACUGAAAUGGCGUAAGUGCUUCCUUGAGUUUUGUUUCGAUUUGUGAGACAGUAGUGCACGCUUUUUUCCCAAUGUAAUAAUGUUUUGACGGUGCUGUUAUUAUUCUCAAAUAAACUUUGGUGGACUCUUAUUGCAUGAUUUCUCGUAUUCUCACUCCCAAUCUUCUUUUGGUUUAUAUAUACAUUCAUCAUUUACGAUACCUAAAAUACUAGCAAUUUUUACAAAAAUGAGUGUAAUUUUUCUAUUGUUAGGAUUAUUUUAAAUGAACACUUUAGAGAGUUAAAUGAUUUUACGCUAAAAGUAGGUCAAAUUUGACAUGAUUUGUUCUUGUUGUAGUUUCACGUGUAAAAAAAUAUAGUUUGUCUCAUCAAAUAACAUAUCUUAUUGUAAAUAAAACGCUUGACAAUACAAUAUUCAGAUACAAUAGAAUCAGUAUUAACAAAUCUAUGUGGUAAGUGUUUCCAGAGAUGAGUUUUGCUGUUGUAUAAAAUAUAUCUUGUACAAUAAUUAUUUAGACGUACAGUUCGGUUCUGCUCUGUUAAACUUGUGUAUCAUAUUAUACAGUGUGUCUCCGAAUAUGUGUAUUUCUAAUGUAUAAAGACUAAAUAAAAUACUAGUUCCUAAAGUAGAUACAAUUUAUAAAAAGCCCAAAUUAACUAUAAUUUAAAGUUUGCAUAAGUCAAAUGCUUCGGGUCAUUCUAAGAGUUAUAAAUAAAAAAAAAUUUACUUGAUUUCAAAUGCUUAACAAAAUCUGAAUAUAUGAUUUCCAACGUACUAUAUUUAAAAACACACUGUAUUAAAAUUAACACAAGGAGUUCUGCUUUCAAUACAUAAAAUGAAAUGUGAUAUAGGAUGUAAAAAUAUAUU